Cylicocyclus nassatus is the source of this 409-nucleotide messenger RNA. Lineage: Eukaryota; Metazoa; Nematoda; Chromadorea; Rhabditida; Strongylidae. The record is from the annotation of a GenBank genome assembly.
AGGCAUGCUGAUUUCACUAUGAUCGUCUCCACGAUUCGUAGAGGUGUAUUGCAGACUUUGCCUGGUAACACAGAGCACACGUACAUCGCUGAAGACAAGUAUGAAGUUUUUGCUUCUCCUAUUUAUCCUGGGAGCUUGUUUAUCAGUACCAACACUUGCGAAUUUUUGCUGCCAUGCGACGUUCACUCCAUCUUGUAAUUGGUGCCCAAAUACAAAGAGCAACGUGAAACUGAGGAUUAUAGUUUUCAAAACCGAGAAUCAAUGCCACGAUUAUUGUUUCACGCAUAAUUUUAAAGCUUAGUAUCAGCAAGGCAGAUGCAAGCGAUAAACUACGAAACAACGAGCAGACUUUCUCUCAUUGCCUGUAUUUCCUUGUGAUGAAUUACGAAUAAAGCAUUGUUUGCGGCAC